AUGGCGGACCCGCGCCGAGACUCGCAAUAUCUUUCCGACAAUUAUGAAUUGAGUCAAAAUGACGCGGUUUUCAACUACCCUGAAUACGUGCAUGACUCAUAUACACCAAUGCUUCAAUCCUCGUUGAAUCCGCUGCAAUUCGGAAAUGAUCUGAAUUAUAAUUCCGCUAAUGGAUCCAUCUCUAAUACGGCCAACUUUCCAAUUGAUACGACUCACGACUACCUCACAGAAUACGGGUUUGAAGGUUUUCUUGCUGAAGAGCAAAUUUCCUCCGUCUGGACGGGUCACGACUUCUUACAGCCGUUGCCUUCAGAGCAACUAAGCCAAUACAAUCAACUUGACCCAAGUAACGCGCCAUCGGUAGCCUCAUUGAACUAUCAGGAUCGGCCAACCGAAUGCUAUCUUCAUACCAACUACCACUGGUUCCAGUCCAGCAGACCCUUUGGAGCGCUGGAAGGAAUCUCCCCCCAAGCUGAGGCAGCCAGUUUAUCGGCCAUCCAGAAUGCGCUUCACAAUCCAUCGACAUAUUCUGGAAGAAAUCAAACGCACAGCCCACUCGACAUUUCCGUAGAUGACUUGUUCAAAAAACAUCGUCGUCCAUUAUCUCGAGCAGCUUCCACUGCGAGUGGAGAAAGCGGUACUAGUGCGUCUUCUCGGCGUUCUAAUCGAUCUGGUUUGUCUGGGUGGUCUAAUGGUAGCCAGGCCCCUUUGGACAAGACAGCUGCAGGGGUCCGAAAGAAUCAUCCCAGCACAACCAGACAGAAGCGAAGUUAUGCCAGCAAACCUCGCAUGUUUUGCUGCACCUUUUGCUGUGAUAAAUUCAAAAGCAAGUAUGACUGGGCGCGUCAUGAGAAGUCGCUUCAUCUCAAUCUGGAAAGUUGGACUUGCGCGCCAUAUGGAGGAUCCGUCAUCUUACCAUCUACUGGUCGCACCCACUGUGCCUAUUGCAAUCAACUAGAUCCAACACCCGACCACCUUGAGCAACACAAUCAUGGAAACUGUCAACAGGAAAUACGCUCGUUUCGGCGAAAGGAUCAUCUGCUUCAGCACUUACGCCUUUUUCACCGUCUUGAUACCAUGCCACUCAUCGAUAAUUGGAAAACUGCUGUCACGGAAUUUCCUUCCCGAUGUGGAUUCUGCGACAACCGGAUGGAAACGUGGACCAAACGAGCCGAUCAUUUGUCGGCUCACUUCCGCAAAGGCUGUACCAUGGCCCAGUGGGAAGGUGACCAUGAGUUUCCGCCCGAAAUCGCCGCGCAAGUCAGAUACAGUGUCCCGCCAUAUCUACUUGACUUUGAAUCGAGAACAUUUGUACCUUUCUCCGCCACUGACGGGGCUGUUAAUGACCAUCUUUCUCAGAUGCUGUCCCGAGCCAGUUUCCUGGAGGCACGAGGCGAAUCUCAAGCGCUCCCUGAACCUCCCGAGGCAGAGCUGCAAUCAGUCCCAGAGCCUCCUUUAGAGACUUAUACCGAAGUGCUAACCCGACACUUGAGCCAUUAUGCGCAACAAAUGAUGGGGAAUGGUAUCAUUCCUACCGAUGAGAUGUUUCAAUUGGAGGCGAGACGACUCUUAUUCGAUUCAGAGGACCAAUGGAAUCAAACGAUGGCCGAUAAUCAUGAAUUGCUGGCUAAAGUUCGAGGCGAGCAAAGUAGUUGUGGUUCUUUUCAGACUCCAGAUCAAGCCUCUCAAGAUCAACAAUCAACAAUUCAUAUAAAGUAA
Messenger RNA from Penicillium pulvis, 1719 nucleotides. RefSeq lists its product as uncharacterized. NCBI's taxonomy places the organism in Eukaryota, Fungi, Ascomycota, Eurotiomycetes, Eurotiales, Aspergillaceae. The transcript is spliced from 3 exons. The coding region runs from base 1 to 1719 and encodes 572 amino acids. The record is from RefSeq and is a predicted model, not a curated record.